ACAGGAAGACGGACUGAAGUGAGGUGGGGAUGAGAAAUCAUCAUUUAGUUAGCUCGCUGCUAGCUGCCUAUAGUUGAAGUGUAAUGAGCUUAGUAGCCCAAAUUUAGAAUAUUAGUUUACUUUGGUGGGGACAACGACGACCCUUUGACAUCAAGAAUGAACAUAAGUUAACAAUGACGGGGGAGAAAAAGAAGAAGAAGCGGCUGAACCGCAGCAUUCUUCUAGCAAAGAAAAUUAUAAUAAAAGAUGGAGGAAGUCCUCAGGGAAUCGGUGAGCCCAGCGUCUACCAUGCUGUGGUCGUCAUUUUCCUGGAGUUUUUCGCAUGGGGUCUUCUCACCACCCCGAUGCUCACGGUAUUACAUCAGACAUUCCCCCAACACACAUUCCUGAUGAAUGGACUCAUUCACGGUGUGAAGGGCCUAUUAUCAUUUCUGAGUGCUCCUCUGAUUGGAGCGUUGUCAGACGUUUGGGGACGCAAGUCCUUCUUGCUGCUAACAGUCUUCUUCACGUGUGCUCCCAUUCCGCUGAUGAAGAUCAGCCCGUGGUGGUAUUUUGCAGUCAUCUCCAUGUCUGGCGUCUUCGCCGUCACCUUCUCUGUGGUCUUUGCUUAUGUGGCAGACAUUACGCAAGAGCAUGAGAGGAGCACAGCGUAUGGCUUGGUGUCUGCCACCUUUGCAGCCAGCCUGGUUACCAGUCCAGCCAUCGGAGCCUAUCUAUCGGUGGCCUACGGUGACACGUUGGUGGUAAUCUUGGCCACCGCCAUCGCCCUGCUAGACAUCUGCUUCAUCCUGGUGGCCGUCCCGGAGUCGCUGCCGGAGAAAAUGAGGCCGGCAUCAUGGGGAGCACCAAUCUCCUGGGAACAGGCAGACCCCUUUGCUUCUCUGCGUAAAGUGGGCCAGGACUCCACGUUGCUGCUCAUCUGCAUCACAGUGUUCCUCUCCUUCCUCCCCGAAGCUGGGCAGUACUCCAGCUUCUUCCUCUAUCUCAGACAGGUCAUACGCUUCUCCUCUGAGACGGUGGCGGCCUUUAUCGCCGUUUUAGGGAUCCUCUCCAUAUUGGCUCAGACGGUGGUGUUGGGGAUCCUGAUGCGUUCUAUAGGAAAUAAAAACACAAUCCUGCUCGGCCUUGGCUUCCAGAUCCUCCAGCUGGCCUGGUAUGGCUUUGGCUCUCAGCCCUGGAUGAUGUGGGCAGCUGGAGCCGUGGCGGCCAUGUCCAGCAUCACCUUCCCCGCCAUCAGCGCCAUCGUGUCCCGUAAUGCAGAUCCAGACCAGCAAGGUGUUGUCCAGGGGAUGAUCACUGGCAUCCGAGGGCUCUGUAACGGUUUGGGUCCGGCUCUUUACGGCUUCGUCUUCUACUUGUUCCACGUUGAGCUGACGGACUCGGACGGCUCUGACAAAGGUGCCAAAUCCAACAUGGCCAACCCCACUGACGAGAGUGCCAUCAUCCCCGGUCCUCCCUUCCUCUUCGGAGCGUGCUCGGUGCUGCUGUCCCUGUUGGUGGCGCUGUUCAUCCCGGAGCACACGGGGCCCGGCAUGCGGCCCGGCUCCUACAAGAAGCACAGCAACGGGGCGCAGAGUCACUCCCACAGCCCUCAGGGCAGUGGGGCGGAGGGCAAGGAGCCGCUGCUGGAGGACAGCAGCGUAUAACCUCAGCUAAGUGGGGCACACGCCCCAUUUAAAAAGGAAAAA
Messenger RNA from Poecilia latipinna (sailfin molly), 1688 nucleotides. It is a transcript of the gene slc71a1-2, whose product is annotated as major facilitator superfamily domain containing 14A2. NCBI's taxonomy places the organism in Eukaryota, Metazoa, Chordata, Actinopteri, Cyprinodontiformes, Poeciliidae. Gene Ontology annotation, cellular component: membrane. Gene Ontology annotation, molecular function: transmembrane transporter activity. The record is from RefSeq and is a predicted model, not a curated record. The transcript is spliced from 12 exons. Bases 174 to 1646 code for a protein of 490 amino acids. Gene Ontology annotation, biological process: transmembrane transport.